Molecule: messenger RNA, 249 nt
Organism: Peronospora matthiolae
Lineage: Eukaryota; Oomycota; Peronosporomycetes; Peronosporales; Peronosporaceae
Source: the annotation of a GenBank genome assembly
AUGGUGAACCCACGCCCUACACCUCGACGCACUGAGUUCCCCCGUCAGGUACCGGCGGAAUCUUUGCUUGAGACCAGUGAAUCGGAACUAGCACUCAGUAACUUAGACGCUUUGCGUCUUAAUGCUUUAAAACUUGCCCCUACGCCAACUAGUGCGGAAGAGCUGCAUCGCAUGUGGAUUCCUCGCCCUCAGGCGAUCAGGCGCAAGCACCUUGCCAAGGUACUCGAUGAGAUUGCGAAAGACGACUAA